Messenger RNA from Triticum dicoccoides, 1482 nucleotides. Its product is annotated as putative cysteine-rich receptor-like protein kinase 20. The transcript is spliced from 7 exons. Gene Ontology annotation, molecular function: protein kinase activity; ATP binding. Gene Ontology annotation, biological process: protein phosphorylation. Lineage: Eukaryota; Viridiplantae; Streptophyta; Magnoliopsida; Poales; Poaceae. The coding region runs from base 258 to 1220 and encodes 320 amino acids. The record is from RefSeq and is a predicted model, not a curated record.
CGAGCAUCGUAGCCAGAGUCAAGUCAACUCAUUCUUGUCUGUGCAUCAUUCGAGAUCUCGUUGGGUUGGUUUCUACAAAUCACAAGCUGAGGCUAGCAAGGAAGCGAUUCUUCUCUGGAGCUUCAUCGUCCCCGGCCGUUUCCUUCUUCUCUUGACUCUUCACAGCUGCUACGGAGGAUCCCCCAGGAUUUGUGACCAUUCAUAGCUUGUGCCUUGUAGCAGCUCAGCUCAAAGCUUGUCUUGUUUAAUCAUCAGAAAUGGCGACGGGGGCUAGCGGAGGGCAGCCGAGCGUUCUGAGCACAUUACCCAAGGAUCUGCCACUAGAUUUUCUGAAGACCAUCACCGAUCAGUUCUCACCAGAGCAUAUACUCGGUACAGGCGCAUUUGGAACUGUUUAUAUGGGGAUUGCGCCGGACGGGCAGAAAAUUACUGUCAAGAAACUUGCGGAAAACUCGCCAAUCGCACGCGACAAACUAUUUACUAACGAGGUUCAGAAUAUUAUGGCUCUGCAUCAUGAGAAUGUAGUGAAGUUGGUCGGCUACUGCCAUGAAGCACAAAAGAAAGUGGUGCAGAACAAUGGAAGAUAUAUUGUUGCAGACAUUGUUGAAAGUUUACUCUGCUACGAGUAUUUGCCCCAGGGGAACCUUCAGAAGAAUCUUUUUGAGGUAUCCUGUGUAAUGGACUGGGAUACACGCUUCAAAAUCAUCAAGGGGAUCUGCCAAGGUUUAGCCUUCCUACACAGCAUUAGCAUUGUCCAUAUGGAUCUUAAACCUGAGAAUAUAUUGCUGGAUGGUAAGAUGAUCCCGAAAAUUGCGGAUUUCGGUCUCUCGAGGCUCUUCGGUCAAGAACAAACACGGAUGAGAACACAAAAUGUUGUUGGAUCGUAUGGAUACAUAGCUCCAGAAUAUCUAUACAAAGGUGAGAUCUCCACCAAGUCAGACAUAUAUAGUCUUGGCCUAUUAAUCUUGGAGACCACCACAGUUGAGAAAAAUUGUUCCAACAACGAACCAUCUGCGACGCAAUUUAUAAAAAGCGUACAUGAUAACUGGACGGAUGAGCACAUAGUGUCUCAGUGGCCACAUCUUUAUGGGGAUCGCUUUCAGCAGAUAAAAGUAUGCAUCAAAAUUGGACUAGAAUGUGUGGAGAUCGAUCGGCAGAAGAGACCUUCCAUAGAAGAGAUUGUCAAUAGGCUCAACGGACUAUGGUCAACUGGAAGUUGAAUGCCAUAUGCGAUCUCCAGUUUCCACGGAGCAUGAAACUUCGGUCUUUUCAGCAGAGAUGUGGAAGAUGGAACAACAUGCUUCAUUGUUGCUACGAUGAUUUUGAAAUAAUUCUUUCUGAUGUGCGUCAUUGUGGAUCUUGUUAACAAUACUUUCUUUUACCCAACUACGUAGUUGUUUUUUAAUGUCAGUACCGAUAAGAACACGACUAGGCAGCGGCGCCCCAGGGCUGAUUUCCCAUGUGGCGUCAUAUUUCCUCUUC